AUGUCGUUUCCAAAGGUGCCCUUAGUCACAGGGGAUACUGACGACGAUGCUUCUAUACACUUGAAUGCGUUCGUAGGCAAAGCAAACCCCCUACCUCGUUCUACCAUCGAAAAUAGGCGUUCUGGCAAUAAUUUUCAACGCGCCGAAGAUGAUAUAAAUACCAUGUUUCGCCGGUUCCAGGAAAGCGGAAGCAUCUCGUUGAGGGAAAACGAAGACCGGAACAGCGACAAGGAAUUGGGUGGUCAAACAGGCGUCAAAAGUGCCCAUUACGUCUACAAUGGUGAAGAAGAAGAUGACGAUGACGAAGAUGACGACUACAAUGAAGGAGCCAAUGAAGUGAAUAAUGAUCCUGAAAUUGACGAUGGAGAAUUCAGCGACGAUGUGAGCGAUCUAAGCGAAGAUGUGAGUGGAAAUAAAGCCGGAAAAAGGUAUAACAACUUGAAAAACAGGUUUCGUGCCAGAAGAGAGAAAGCUUAUUUCGACGAAAACUCAAGGAAAACCAGCCAAAACCGUGGAAAUUCGUCUCAUUCAAGAUCCUACGACUACGACUCGGAAUCUGACGAGGACUAUGUUUACUCUGAGUCUGAUUCCGAUGCCUGGUCUCUUGAUCUGGAACUCACUAAUGUUGAAGAUCCCACCGUAGAGCGGGUUGACGAGCCCAAAAUCUUCAAGUCGAGGGAUAACAGGACGAGAAUACUUCAAAUAAUUGGUGCGGUUUGUGGUUUGUUGUUGCUUGUCGUUUUUAUACCGUUAUUUGUCACUACAAGACACGAUCGAUUGGACAGUCAAGACUCGAAUCCACGUUUUACGGUUCUCCAGCGACGUCUAGGCGACUUGUCACGAAGACAUGAUCAGCUCCAGGCCAGCUUGGACGACCACAGCCUCAAUAUUGCCUCGAAAUUUGAGUAUAUCAGUACCAAGUUUGACGAUCUCGAUCGCAGACUUCAAGCUCAGCCAUGGAGUACGCUUCAGUCUGAAGUGGAACAGCUCAAGGAAAACGUUCGCCAGCGGAAUAUCGACACCACGGACUCAAACCUAGCGGAAUUGGACGAAAAAUUACAGAAAAUCACCAACAUGUACGAUACGUUUGAAGGAGCCAAGAACCUGCUUGUGUCUGAUUUCAUUAACAAGCUACCCGAAAAAGUGCCAGCAUACAUUCAAGACAACAAGAUCCAUUUUGCACCGGAAUUCCACCGGUACUUGCUUGCUUUUAUCGACAAUUAUCACCAACAAAAAGGUAACCAGACAUGGUCCAGUUUUCUCGAUUCCCAUCUGUCAGAACUCAACGCCUACAUUACCAGUGCUCUCAAAAAGUCAAAUGCUGUCACCAAAGAAGUUUUGGAAGAAACUAUUUACAAAAGGCUCACCGACAAUAACCAGAUAAUAUGGGACAAGUUCAAUGGACUCGUCGAUACUUUGGCGGCCAAUUCUACGUCCCUCAAUGUAGCUGCGGAUGGAGUAAUGUUGGAGAGCAUUCUAGAUGUAUUUGCCAAAAGCUCCAAGUCGGUAAACUACGCCGACUACCAAUUAGGUUCAAGAAUCUUGGGUUUUUUGACAUCGGCAGGAACCGAAAGUCAAAAGCUGUUAGCCCGGCGAGUAUUUCUCGGAUGGUACGAUUAUUUAAAUGGUCCAUCUGCUCCCUCGAAUUGGAAAUUCAAUGCCAAUUCCGUCUUGGUUGACGAUGGAAAUUCCUGGCAAUGCGGAGCACAUUGCAGUAUUGGAAUCCGACUUUUCGAUUCGGUGUUACUCACUGAUUUGGUGCUCCACUCAAAUGGAGCCUCGACUGUGUCUAUCUAUGUGAAACCAAGAUAUUCCAAGGAUUUCGACAAGGUGCAAAAAUAUGCUUCUCGGCUCAAAUUUCUCAGAGAUGAACUAGAAAACAAGUAUGCUCGAAAGUUUAUCAAGGUCAAAGAAGCGAAUCUCAUUGGUGAUGUUAACCACAUCCAUAUGCCUCGAAGUCUCGUGAACAUGGAAGUGCCCAUUCGAGAUAUAAUUGUGGAAGUUUAUGGCGACGAUGCCGAAGUAGAGAGUUUGAAAGCGUAUGGUGUCAAAGAGAUGGGAGCUCGGCACUUGCGCCAGGACUUUGGGGCCGUACAGGAGAUACACCUUGGGGAGGAUAUUGUCAUUUAA
Molecule: messenger RNA, 2130 nt
Organism: Meyerozyma guilliermondii ATCC 6260
Lineage: Eukaryota; Fungi; Ascomycota; Pichiomycetes; Serinales; Debaryomycetaceae
Exons: 1
Coding region: 1-2130 (709 amino acids)
Source: RefSeq, a predicted model, not a curated record